AUGGGACUUGCUGCAUCUGCAUUCGACUGCACGCGCUUGCUGCUGCUGCUGCUGGAAUUCCUGCCCAGUCCCGGCCUCGGGCCUCGUCGUGUUGUUUCCGGAGAGCUUCCGAUGCGUUCCUGCCAUGCCUGCCGUGGUGGUGCGGUUGUCGCCGUCCAAGCUUACCUUACCUUCCUUACUUGCAUUGCCAGCUUCCAAGUUGCAAGCCCUUUCCCUUCCAGACCCAUCGCUGGUUCCAUUUGGAAAGGGCCUCAGCUGCGGAAUGGAAGGAUAAACGGGAAGGGGAAACACCAAACCCUUGACCGAUCCUUGCCUGCCUUGGACCUCCCCUCCUUCACGCCUCCUCGCCGUCUCCUUCUAUUGACUUGCGCAGUAUCCGUAUGCCUCGAAUUCCUCUCUUUUGCUGACCGUUCUCGGAUCGAGCUGGAGUACCUACCUAUUCAGUCAAUCGCCAGUUCAGCAUUUAUUCUCUGCCGGGCCACUUUGACCCGUCCAGUCACCAGUGUGGUAUGGCAUGGCUGGGUCAAAGGCUGGCUUACGCCUCUGGCUAACCAACUGACGGACUGUCACUUCGCCUCAACUAACUCGCAGGCUAGCACACUUUCUCGACGCCAGGUCUACCUAUCUCUCGAUUCUAUGAGUCCUCUGACUGCCAUGUCAACAUCCUCCCUUCUUUGUAUCUAUGCGCAACACGCGUGGAAUGUUUCUUGCUUCCUCGACCCCACUAUGCUCGAAUUGCCCGAUGCCUCCGUUCGAGAUGCCGAAUCACUCACUGUAAAUACGAAGGAAAACCAAACAAGGUUUUCGGGCUUGCGCACCCAAAACGCCAAGCAAGAACCUAUUUCUCUAGAUUCUAGACGUUGUACUGCCACGACAACGGGCAACGGGCAUGUAUGGUACAGGAGUAGUCCUCGGCCGAGAUGCGCACCGACACCUAGACGCAAAAACAACCGCUUGUCAGCCACGACAACCUACAAUAUCAGCUUUCGCCUAGCCGACGCAGCCUUUCCGAUCCGCCGCCGCCGCCGCUCUAUGACUGGGUACAACCUCCUUCGUCGGGAUGUUGCAAAAAUGAAAGACCAUCGAGCAAUCAUCAACCUUGUCACUCACGGCUUCCAGAACCCCUGGAACCGCCUGCACCGCUGCCGUCACUGCUUGCGAUGCUGUCGCGCUGCGUUAGCAGACGAGGGCACAGUGACGGCAGCCGCAGCGUGCAUUUACGCAUGCAUAGACCGGACCAGCGAGAGCACAAGCAGGUCCAGGUCCGGCACCCACCAUCUCAAAGACAGGCCGGACUACCCCUGCAACUCGGCAGCUUGGAUCGUUCUCGGGGUGAUGGUCUCUGGGAUUGGUCGGGCGGCCAACAGCCUCUGGAAUCUACCUACCAAAAGUAUCCGCCCGUGGAUAGGCGGAUUUCGCGAGCACAUCUCGCCCCCAACGAGAACCAAUUCGAACCCUCCUAUUAGUCGUAAUCGCCAUAGGAUGGCCCAGAAGCUGCGGAGAAAUGUCAAGGAUUCCAAGACACAGGAUCCCUUUUCGUCACUUUUUGUUCCUCCCGUUGCUUUACACGACCUGGACGCGGUCGAUAAAUCCGUCGUUGCGCUGAAGGCUUCCGAUUCCAUGGCUGCUAAGAUUGUGUUUCCGAACCCAAGUAAGCUUCUCAGCUCGUCCUGUUUACACGAGUGUAGACUUGAUCACUGCAAGGAAGAGGUCAGUGACGGAUCUGCAACGCCAGCCUCGAGUCACGUCGCCGCUUCCGAUGUGUGUAGGACGCGCAAUGAAAUGUCGGAUGAGACAAGCUGCGCCAUUGCUCCAACAACCUUCCAACUAUUCACGUUGACCUGGCGCGUCUCACACAUCGCUUGCAAUUACAAGAAAGCCCUCGAUUGGGAACCGAUGGAGCAUUAUCAGCUACCUCAUGCAGAUGGUCGGUCGCUGGCGGCCUGUGAAGAUUUGGCCUUCCUUUCGCUUGCGGUUUCCUCUCACGAUCUCCGUCUCACGCAAAUGCUUUUCACGCGAUACACAAUGAUCGAGCGUUGGCCUUUGCUUAGGCUAAACAAAGCUUCUCGGUUUCGAGGUAUAAUUCACCUGCGCAGCCAUCGUGGUUCAAUACUGUACAGUAAACGUAUCGCCUGCAUCGAAAUUCCCCGUUCGAUUUACGUGUCUCAGCUGGGCAGUGAGCUGUUAGCCGCACUGCAGGCCGAUGCAUUUGCCCCUACCAUAAAGACGAAGCCAUCUCCGGCGGGCGUUGCCAUCAAACCAGCGGAGAUCAGCCCGCCGUUGUCCGUCAACGUUGGAGGCCCGAUUUGGGUACGGAUGCAGCUGGUCCUCUCACCGGGUUGCUAUGACCAUGCUCAACCGCGAAACGGGAAGGCCGUCCGAAUCACCGCCGGCAUCUUCUGCAGGUGUCUAGACCACACUUUGACACCUCCGACAAGGCUUCCAGCUUUCAAUGUGUGUUUGUCCGUCCCACAGGGCUCCUCCACGUGGUCGAAGUUCCCGUCGCCGACAAGGCCUGGAUUUCCUUCUACAUUGCAUAUCGAGGACAGAUGUGCCGCGCUGCAGGCUCAUGACGUUGGAAUGGAGCAAGUAAUGAUCUGGUGUCACAAGGCUGAGACGUCAUUCAUUCGACACAACAUAUGCACCCCUGCCCGUUGGUCCCCCACAUCCGAUGAGGUCCUUGCCCAACCCGGGGCCGACCAAGAACACGCAGCCACAGUGUUUACAAACACUGACAGCGUCGGUGACUCUGGUCAAGUUGACAUAUGUCUCCGUUACUUCCAGCUGCGUCGGUCACACUGCCAGACAUCAUACUACAUGAUCGGACAAUCUUGCGGUCUAGACCUUUGCGAUCUGGCACGGGGCGACCCUCUUGGCUAUCACUUGCUGCUGCUAUCAAAGGCUGAGUUUCGAUAUAUUGAUGUCGGGCUUCUGGGAGGGCAAGGAUUGACCACGAUAUUUUUUCCCCCGCUAAGCUGGCCCGCAAAGGUUCAGAGUACCAGUUUCGUCUGUUUCAGCGGCUUGGAGUUUCCCGAGCCUGGCCCCCCUGUUCUCCUACCGGCUGCCCUUCCGACCACAACCGACGACGAGAUGGCAGUUUCACCUCCGGUAAGGUCGGCUUCAGGGUCCAAUAUUCCAACUUCGAUUAUGGGUACCCGUUUCGAGAUGGAUGCGCGAGCAUGGGAUGAACUUGAAUGGGGCGUUGACACCAGAGACCUCCACCAAGGCGGGUGGGCGGAUUGGGGUGUUGGGAAAGAUGUCACAGCAUUUGAGGUGACACGAAUCGGUCGCAAAGUGAUUUCCUCGGAUAAUACCCAGACACCUAGGUUACUAGGUAGAUACGUGCAGACGGUGCCCGCGUACCACGUUGUACGAGUUACCAAGCACCAGCUUUUUGUCAGGAAGAAGAAAGCUCUUGGUAGGGAGACAAAGGGCGGUGAUGCCCAGCCGGCGGCACAAUCUGAGACAAUAGAGAAGGCGGUAGAGCGCCGGACCGAGGAAGCGAUCUUGACAGCCAGCCACCCCUUUCCGCCAAGCCAAGAUACUGGUAGAAACAGGCCUGGGUUCAUAUCAAUUCUCCUGAGUUUCGAUCUGAUUCAGCAAGUUACAAAGUUACUAGUCGGAGCUUCUCCGCUUGUUCCAACUUCCAUUACGCAGAUCUUUUUGGGGGAUCCCGAGGCCCUCUUCCAAGUACCUCCCGACUCCCGUGUAUUGCCAAUGGCAAUCGUGGAGAUCGUUCUCCAACGGUGGCUUGUCACCAUAUAUAAUGCGCCAAUGGACGCCGAGGAGCAGCUGCCUGCCAAGAACCGCGGCUGUAACGAUGAAGGUUCGAAGACACGCCCCCCGGCCGAGCUGAACCGGAUGGGCAAUAUGCUUGAUAACAUCCCAGGCCCCCCUCCCGACGCACGAUAUCACGAGGUAAACAACGUAGACGCGAGGCUCCCUGGUCACGUUCACACGGGAACACGUUCGAUGGAGGGAAGCCCGCCGUCACACAGCAGAGCCAAGAGUUCCAAAAACACAACAACUUGCCUGCCGAAACGAGCCGUCAUAGACGAGGACCCAAAAACCCACAUUCACGGUUCCGGGACCUCGGUCGUAUCUCACUCUCACACUCCCGCUAGACUGCCUGCUCCCGAAGAGUUCACUUGUAAGACGGCAAUAAAGGUGCGGCCAAGCAAGACGUUGGACAAUCGCGUCGCCGAAACACAAGAGACCCUGCAGCAUGCGGUGCUUAUAGGCUCUGCCAGCUUUUUUUUUUUCUUGCUCAAGGUGGAAGAACGGCUGAUUGGGAUACCUAUCGUGCCUAUGAAGCAAAGCAUUGGACAAGAAAUGGAGAAACGGCAUCCCGUGGAAAUGGGUUGCAGACUGCAGUCCUUGGUACUCCGUAGCUUGUACAUACAUACGGGAGGCCCACUGGGAAGUUGGCUCCGCGGCAGCCCUCACAUUUCGUUGUUACCCUCCUCCCUUCCCAAGAAUCCCGCCUGCAUUCGGCUAGCUGCGCCGAGAUGGGGGAAAGUAGACUUUCAAAGCAUGUCUCGAAGGCUGUACUCCCGCGAUCCGGCCGAAUGGGAAUACACCACAUGGAUGCCGCUUGAGAUACACGCCCACUUCCAUCACGCCCUCGGUGUAGAGGUUGUCAUGCAAGCGCCAACGACAGCGGGCCAGCGAACCCGAGAAAUCGCAGUGCAACCGGAAGCAGGUUCGGGAAUCCCCUUGCUUCUCGAAUCGGUGAGCCGGGUCAAAGUCUUGACCGACAGUGUGGACUUCCACAUGGGGAGUCUCCGACGCAGCGAGCGGACGCAACUUUACGACUCGCCUUGCAGUAACGUCGUCCAGCCUCCGGAAACCAUACCCGGGAGACAAGAAGAAAGAAAAACGACGUCCCGCAGAGAUGCAAGUCCCAGACCCCCGGUCCCCGGCAAGCGUUUUGGUUCGCGUAGGCGGUCCAACGUGACCGUUGUCGUAAACGGAGCAUCUUCUCAUCGUCCAAUACGCAAAGAACGUCUUCUCGUCUUCUCUGCGGGCCAAGGCCUAGAUUAA
Molecule: messenger RNA, 5043 nt
Organism: Colletotrichum lupini
Lineage: Eukaryota; Fungi; Ascomycota; Sordariomycetes; Glomerellales; Glomerellaceae
Exons: 34
Coding region: 1-5043 (1680 amino acids)
Source: RefSeq, a predicted model, not a curated record